Aspergillus thermomutatus is the source of this 2511-nucleotide messenger RNA. RefSeq names its product DUF803 domain membrane protein. Lineage: Eukaryota; Fungi; Ascomycota; Eurotiomycetes; Eurotiales; Aspergillaceae. The record is from RefSeq and is a predicted model, not a curated record. Gene Ontology annotation, biological process: magnesium ion transport. Gene Ontology annotation, cellular component: membrane. The transcript is spliced from 2 exons. Gene Ontology annotation, molecular function: magnesium ion transmembrane transporter activity. Bases 1 to 2511 code for a protein of 836 amino acids.
AUGGCUUCCUUUCAAGAAGAACCCUUAGCAGCAGGCCUGCUUACGGUUCUUGUCACUUCUUUCGCCCCUACUCCGACCGCUACCGCAUCCGCCUCUUCAUCGUUUCACCAUUUCCCUGCAUCGACAUCGGGUUCUGACUCGAAUACUGGCGGCCACAACGGAGGGCAUAUACAUGAAUGGUCAUCGCUUAUUGGUAUUGUGACUGCAUUGGUGGGAAACGUGCUCAUAUCUCUGGCGCUCAAUAUCCAGCGUUACGCUCACAUCCGGAUUGAGAGGGAGUGGGAGCAGAGCAAGCUCCAAAGGGAACUAGAAUGGAAACGGGCGAACUCGGGCCGAAACGCAGCAGGUGCCUACGGAGCUACCGCGGAUGAUGAGGAGGACGACAGGGAAGCUAGACGAGAGAGGCGCCCGUUCCCUCGUUAUCGAGACGAGUCUCCGGAUACCGGGCCAGAAUUACCCGAGGACUUUCUGAGACAGAGCGACGAGUUCUCGGAUGGAGAAUCGAGCUCGCGCGGUCGCCUACGCGAGUCCUUUUUAUCAGACCAGACUAUUCGUCCUGGGGAUAAGGAUUCGCGCCAUGGCCGGCGCAAGUCAUACCUCCGUUCGCCGUACUGGUGGGCGGGCAUCGUGCUCAUGUGCCUCGGCGAGGCUGGUAACUUCAUGGCAUACGGGUUUGCUCCUGCAUCGAUUGUGUCCCCGCUAGGCGUCGUCGCGUUGAUCUCGAACUGCGUUAUUGCUCCAAUAAUGCUCAAGGAGAAGUUUCGCCAACGCGACGUCUGGGGGGUCCUCAUUGCAAUCGCUGGCGCUGUUGUGGUCGUGCUCAGUGCCAGUUCGUCAGAAGAGAAAAUCGGUCCGCAUGAUAUAUGGAUCAUGAUCACGCGCUGGGAAUUCGAGCUGUACUUGGGUCUGACGGCCGCCUUGAUCGCCGCUCUCAUGUGGGUGAGCCACAUGUAUGGCUCGCGAACUAUCCUUAUCGAUGUCGGGCUAGUCGCGCUGUUUGGUGGAUAUACUGCUUUGUCGACAAAGGGUGUCUCGUCACUACUGUCAUUUACGCUUUGGCAUGUUAUUACCUUUCCGAUCACUUAUCUAUUGGUGUUUGUCCUUGUUUUCAGCGCUCUGAUGCAGAUUCGGUACAUCAACCGGGCUUUGCAACGUUUUGAUUCCACCCAAGUCAUCCCAACGCAAUUCGUGCUCUUCACAUUGUCGGUCAUCAUCGGAAGUGCUGUGUUAUACCGCGACUUUGAGUCCUACACCGCCGAGCGCGCGUCAAAGUUUGUCUGUGGCUGCCUCAUGACAUUCCUAGGCGUGUACUUUAUCACAAGUGGCAGAGUCCGUGCCGAUGACGAGUCUUCUUUCUCCAUUGAUGACGAGGAAGAAGCGAUUGGGCUUUUGGGAGGAGAGCGGUAUCGAGACAGGGUUGACAUGCCCCCUCCUGCGCAUCAAGCGAGGAUACACAAUCCCGGGCAAAGGAAACCGGUGUCUGGAGAGAACAAUGUACAGUCCCCAACGGGAUCUUUGCUAAGCCAUGGGAUUGAGGACGUCGAUGAGGACCAACUCACUCCCAAGGGUGCUCUGUCCGCUGCUCCUUCAUCUCCUGUCGGCUCCCUGACUGCCGAAUCUCUUACCCAGCCAUCUCCCGAACAUCCAUCUCCUUUGCACUCGCACUCACUGUUGACGAACCCAUGGGCGGACCAUUUGGAACAACACGUUCAGGCUUCCAAAUCCGAACCUCAGAUUCACCGACCAGCCACUCCUCCGGAACGGUCCAAAAAUGCCAAUCCUGGUUCAACAGUCCUCUUGCAAUUUCCUCCUGCGCCUGGCAUUGAAGAUCACGGUCACCAACCCUCGUCUCCAUCCAAGCCCGACCAUGUCGAACCAGCUGGCGGAGCAAAUAGCGUCCCCCAGACUCCUCCUGCAAGGAACUUACGUAACUCUAUAUCCAAGCAUUUCUCUCCAGGCCCACUUCUCCCGACCCUUUCGGCGGGGUUCAGUGCGGUCGUGGCCGAAUCACUUCGGCGUGGAGAGACGAGUCCCAUGAAAGACCGAAAGACCCAUAGGCGGUCCGCUCGGAGAAAGCGGCUAAGUACAACAGUCCUCGACGGUUACCUGCGCAACAGGGACAGUGACCCGAGAGACCGUUCAGAUGAGGUGGAUGCGGGUGCCGAGAAUGACCAUCAUCUUCCAUUCCAACUUGCAACUGCUCGACUCCAUUCUACCGGAGAUCUCCCGACGGCUCCAGUGACCGUUGGUAACUCCACUCCGGUUGUAGACUCAGGAGAUCAGUCCAGCAGUCAGACUGGACACGAUAUCACCACGCUGACUCGACUGCGCAGCUUGAGUGAUUCAUGGAGUGGAGGGCUGGCCUGGCUCGGUGGAGCUCUACGAAAGCCUAACAGCAGCAACAAGGCGUUGGGCAAUGCUACAGCAGUUGAAACAGACGAGAAUGACAAUGGCGCUGAGACGCAUGAUGGCGAAGGCGGUCGUGAAAGAGGCGCAGAUACGCAGGCGUAG